UCUUUGAACCAAUGGCGAGUUGUAUUUCCACGCAUGCGCAGUUCACCGUCUGCUACACAUGCGACCUUGCUCCAUAGAAACUACAGAUGAUGUGGUGUUUAUUCUGGUCCCAGAGGAGAGCUCUUCACUCCUCACUGAGUUUACUGAAGAAGACAAAGAGUAAAAGUCCCGCCGAGCAGCGCUGGCUGCAGCGGCAGCUCAGAGACCCGUAUGUCAAAGCGUCCCACGCACAACACUACCGCUGCAGAAGCGCCUUCAAGCUGCUGGAGAUAGAUGACAGGUUCAGGCUGCUGCAGCCUGGAUGCGGUGUGGUGGACUGCGGAGCAGCACCUGGAGCCUGGAGCCAGGUGGCAGUCCGGAGGGUCAACUCAGCCGGGACAGGUGACGGAGAUGAGACAGAUUCAGCGUUACCACGUGGUACAGUUGUUGGCAUUGACCUGCUGAACAUACAACCUCUGGACGGUGCUCACUUCCUGCCCUGUCACGAUGUCACCGACCCCGUCACGCACGCCAAACUGCUGGAGCUGCUCCCCGGCGGCCAGGCUCACGUCAUCCUGAGCGACAUGGCGCCCAACGCCAGCGGCUUCCGGGAGAUGGACCACGAGAAACUCAUCACCAUGUGUUUUUCUUUGUUAGGCUUGGCUGAGAGGAUUUUACAGCCGGGGGGCUCUCUGCUUUGUAAAUACUGGGACGGCAUCCUCGCUCAUAAACUCCAGGAGAAACUCUCCGGUGUGUUCAGCAGCGUUCAGACUUUAAAGCCAAACGCCAGCAGGAAGGAAUCAGCUGAGAGAUAUUUCCUCGCUAGAGUGUACAGAAAGCCAGUAAAAUGAUCAUAGCUGUCUUUUAGUUUUCUAAUGUGCAUCCUAAAAGGAACAACGUUUCUGCAGACUGUGUUUUUUGAUGAGUGAACAUGAAGAAGAGGUUUACUUUGAUCAAAAGGUGGCACUGUUGAGGCAUCGGUGAGGCUCACAGCUGCAGGCGCAGACACAUUAAACACUGCUGGUGCUGAUUUCUAUCCCUGCAAACUUAACACAGUGGCAGCAGUGAAUCAGUAAUAUGUAAACCUAUGCAAGAACCAUCAGUGUGAUAUUCCUCAAGAGCCCGGUUUUCUCUCAACUUAUUGUUUGCCCCACAGUGUUUGUUCUACACAGUCAGUUUGGUAUUUGCUUUGUUACAGAAAGUCAUUUACCAGUUCUGCUUAUGCUAAUAAUUUGCACUGCCAGCCAUGUAGAAAUAUGUAAUCAUACUCUCAUUGAGAGCUUCUGAAGGGAAGGCCUAAUGCAGAGUCACAUACAGCAUGACUAAUGGGAAGUGGGAUGAUGCUGAAGCUUGGCACGCUGCAGGUGUUGUCGGGCUCUGCUCUCUGAGACGUCUAUUUCCUGUGAAAAAUAUUUUCAGCCCAGUAGACAGAUUUUCUCUUAAGAUUCUUCUUUAAAUCACUGUGUUGGACACUUUGGAAAGUAUUUUUCUUUUGUUUCUGUGCUUUUUCAUAUUGAUUCGAUUUUAGUCUGGCCGGAGCUCAGAUUCCACUGGAAAUGAAAUAAAAGGAUGUUUCUAUCAAAACUGCA
Molecule: messenger RNA, 1568 nt
Organism: Sebastes umbrosus (honeycomb rockfish)
Lineage: Eukaryota; Metazoa; Chordata; Actinopteri; Perciformes; Sebastidae
Gene: mrm2
Product: mitochondrial rRNA methyltransferase 2
Exons: 2
Coding region: 87-830 (247 amino acids)
Biological process (GO): RNA methylation
Cellular component (GO): mitochondrion
Molecular function (GO): rRNA (uridine-2'-O-ribose)-methyltransferase activity
Source: RefSeq, a predicted model, not a curated record